Molecule: messenger RNA, 17424 nt
Organism: Porites lobata
Lineage: Eukaryota; Metazoa; Cnidaria; Anthozoa; Scleractinia; Poritidae
Source: the annotation of a GenBank genome assembly
CAGUCUACUCGGUGCGAUUUUAUAUCCGCAGUGCUCAGCAACAAAUUUCUUUAUAAAGUCUGGUCACCAACACCUUUUGAAAGAACAUUGGUCUACGGUUCAACGGAUUCACUUCAAUUAAUGAAGAAGAUUGCAAAAGUUCGUGAAUCGACUGAAAUGCUCGUGUGACUGUGAAUCCCUUGGGAUGGCCAACGUGACGUGGCGCCAAAUUGCGAAACAAAUGACUGAAUUUUUGCGGAAAAUCUUUUGACGUUGCCCUGGGCAUCAAAAGACGAAGGGCCUUUCUUUAAAAGACGCUCCGUAGUUCUUGGAAGCCGUUGUUUCUGUUUAUGUGGAGUACCGACAGAUCAAAUUCAAACGUUGAAAUGGCAUCGGUGAGGGAGGAUCGACCAAAUUUGAUGUGGAAACCAUCUCCCGGUCGAUUGACAAACAUUCACCGUUUCCAGUCUGUGGUAAAUCACUCAUUUGGCCUUAAUUUGGGUAAGUUUUGUUUUUAAAAAAAACGAUUUUAUGCUAUAGAUCUCAUUUGUUUUAUAUUUCCCGCUCAAAGAACGUAUUUGUUUUAUUUUUAGAAGUAAGCCCAAAUUAGUUACAUUUUGAGCGGGGAGUCGUGGAGGGGGUGGUUAAAAGGAAGUACUCGUAGGUGCCUUGACUUGAUCGGUUAACCCUUAAACGCGUUCUUGUGAAGAGAUUUUUUAGUAUUAACCUGUGAUGGUCAUACAAUGAAGACCUUUAAAAUAAUUGGAGAAACUUUAAGGUGAAGAUUAUUAUUUUUUUUAAAGGAAUGUUGCAUUCACACACCCCUGGCACACCCCCAAUCACUCCUAUCUACAUCAACAAGGAAUGUGCAUGACAUGAGUUUACAAUGCUGUAAAUAAAAUGAAUAUAAGAAAGCAAAAAUAAAUUGCUAAUGAUGAUAUUAUUCUCUGUAACUUAGAAACUUAUUUAUAGAUAUUAUUAUACUGUGUCGACCGUGAUUUAUUAUAUUAUAUUUUCAUCUGUCACUCAGGGGUUUCAAUAAAAAUUGAAGUUGCCAGCAGGUUUGAAUAGUCUUAGAGUAACUGACUGUAUCAAAAGGGACAUGUUAGUCCUUGAAGGGGUUGGGGGGAGGGGGGUGACAUGCUUCCCCAGAAAAUUUUGAAAACUGAAAGCCGUAAAAUGCAAUUUUCACUGUUCUGGGGACUAAAUUGAGGACAAAAGAGUGUGUUUUUCAUUCAAGAAAAUCACUGUCGAUUUCUUUAAACUUCUGAUCAAUCAGUCACAAUCAAUUCUUACAAGCAAUGAACAAAUGAUGAUGAAAACUAAAUUACGUACUUUUGCACGUUAACAAAUUCUGCGUAAACCUGUAAAGAAACCUGUGAAAAUUGACUGAAACAUAGUGUUUAGAUGGCUAAAGCAUAACGUAAAACCAGUGGGCCUUUCGGAAAACACAUCAUAAUUACGUUUUCAUUCAGAUUUUACGAUAAUUAUAUUUUUUGUUGACAAAGUUAUUCAAACUAGUUCCUUCUUCCUUCUAGAAAAAAGUAGCCGACUUCUAUGAGCAAAGUAGCCGACAUGUUUCGUUGGUCGUCGGUGCUUCUUGAAACCCCUGGUCACUCAAGAUAGUGAACUGUAUCCACCAGCCUUGUUUCCCCUGCCACUGACACUUCCUCAAUUUUUGCACAACUUGCAUCUCAAGGAAACACCCCCUUUAUUAAUAUUAUGAUAACAUUAUAUAGAUUUUUUUUGUGUGUAUCUAUUUUUAUUGAAAAUUAGGCAAAAUGUUGUUAAAAGUUUUUUCUGAUUUAUCUUUCCUCCAACACGUUUAGAAACAUAUGAGGAGUUACGCAAGUGGAGUGUAACAAACUGUGCUGAUUUCUGGGAGAUUUUUUGGAAAUAUGCUGACAUUCUUCAUUCCCAAACAUACGAGGAAGUAUUAGAUCAGUCCCAACCAAUGGAAACAAUUCCUGAGUGGUUUCGUGGAGCUCGUCUUAAUUUUGCAGAGAAUCUUUUGCGGUAUGAUGAUGACAAAGUUGCACUGUAUACAGCAGGUAAAAUUUAUUUUCCUUAUAGUGAAUUGUAAAAAAAAGAAUAUUGGGGGAACACAAAAGAGAAAGGUGCCAAAGGGGCUAUUUAUCCCUUUAAGUCCCAAGAGUGAUCAAAGUCAAUUUUCUCAUAACAAUAUCAAUACAUAAUCUAGAGAAAAUGUUGUGAGAAUUAAUGAAAUGAUCACCUGAUGGGAAAAUCUUUGAUCUGCAGAAAUUCUCUCAACUAACUCUGAACAAAUUCUCUCAACUAAUUCUUUAAGGAAAUAUAUGGAGAUCAGUUUGGAGAAUUUGUAUUUGGAUAUUGGGGCUGAAGGGAUUAUAACCAUGCAUAGCACCCACCUAUUUUAGAGGCCCACUUAGGGGGGUGCGUGUGCCCUUAGAGUGAAUUUCAAAACCUGUCGUUCCCAAACUUGUCAUACCUUUUCCUGAAAAAGAAAGCUGUUUGGUCUCUUAUAAACUACCACCGCUCAUAUAUAUAGGCCAUCAUUGAAUCUUGGGGAGGGGAGGGGCUGACUCUAGGUCAUUCUUUAGUCGCUUACUUAUUAUUACGAGACCAUGAAUUUGCAGUAUAGUAGUGCAGCAUUUGAAAGUAUUUAUUGUGUACUUUUAAUAAUUGUUUUACCACAUUAUGUUUAGGAGAAGGACAAGAAGUUCAAUCAGUAACAUUCCAUCAACUAAGAAAGAAUGUGACAGUCCUAGCCUCGGCAUUAAAAAAUCUUGGCAUCAAGAAAGGAGACAGAGUUGUUGGUAUGAGUAUUGUAUUUGAUAGGAAACCACACUUAAAACUCAUUUGGAGUUGAAAGUUAAACCUUUUUGAUUUUAUACAGGCCUCUCUCGUGGAAUACCUAGUCAUAGAUUCUUCCCAUCCUCACUCCCAAAUUCUAUUCUUUCUAAGGAACAUUCAGUGUUCUUGUGGCAAUCAAAUGUACACCGUGUUUUUUAUUUAAUGCCAAUAGAAGGUUCUUUUUUGUUUCUAGACGUUCCCACCAGUCCUCUUGUACUUGUCGAGUAGGCGAGGACCCUGGCAACAAAGUUGCGCUAACAGAUGCCCAGAGAUGAAAAGAGCUUUAAGAGCCCUUUCUCUUUAUUUGAUCUUCAAAGCCUCUUAGUCGUUCUAUCAUCAGCAUUUGCUGCAUCUCAGAAAAAUCAAGAACACUUAAAUGAAACGUCUGAGAAAGCCAAAUCUGAUGUGGUGGCUCUCUUUGACUGAAUGUUAUUAUUUUCAAAGGUUACAUCCCCAACUGUGCACUGGCCGUGGAAGCCAUGUUAGCUACAGCUAGCCUAGGAGCCAUUUGGAGUUCUACCUCACCAGAUUUUGGAGUAUCGGUAAUUGUCAAUUAUAAUUUAAUUUUAAAAAUGCACAGUUGAGCCUUCACUAAUGGCCACCUCUCCAUCAUGGUCAGUCUGUUUUGUUUCCCUGGAUAUUUUGUGCUUCAAUUUUAUCCUUGUUUUAAAUUUUGUUUUCCUUUAUUCUGGGAUAUGGUAAUGUAUGAUUAAGAGUUUGAAACAAAGGAAAAUAAAAUUUAAACCAAGGAUAAAAUUGAACCACAAUAGAUAUAUUCAUUCUUGUUUUAAAUAAAAUCAUACCUAACUCUGCCCCUGAGGUUGCCUUUGUAGAAAGUUUACUACAUUUAAUAAUAAUAAUAAUAAUAAUAAUAAUAAUUAUUAUUAUUAUUAUUAUUAUUAUUAUUAUUAUAACAUUCCCAACAUUAUAUUAUUUUUAUUAUGAGAAUUUGAUAAUGUCAUUAUCUAUAAACAGUUAUGUUAAUGUUCAAUAAUAUAAACAGUAAUUUGAAGUGACAUUUAAACUGCAUCACCAACUAAGGCAUUUCGUAGGAAACCCUGCAAAUAAGAUAUUGGUAAAAGGUAAAAACAAAAAACAGAGAAUUAGCCUCUAAAUUAAACCUUUUUUAAAUAAAAUCUAAAACAAUAUUCUUUUCUUUUCAGGGAGUAUUGGACAGGUUUACACAGAUUACACCAAAGGUUAUUUUUUCAGUAGAUGCUGUCAGAUAUAACAAGAAGAUACACAACCAUUUGGGGAAACUAACUCAAGUUGUACAAAGUAUGUAUGGAGGGAUGCAUGUAAUGUUUGGUGGGUUGGGUGACAAGUGGUAUAAGCAACUAAUAGGCCCUUUGCAUCUAGCCAUUCACGUGGUACAUAACCACCAUGCUGGAGAGCAAAAGUCGCACUGGGAGAAGACAAACAAAGGAAAUUACCAUUUAAAUUAUGUGUGCCUUUUGUUUGUCGUGUCCCAGAGCCACAUGAAUGGCUAACUGCAAAGGGCCUAUUUUUGACUGCACAGGAAAUCCAAAUCAUUUCAAUUCCAUGCUUUUUUAAUUAACAACUGGUUUUACCUGGUAUGUAAGAAACUUUGCUCCAAUAAUGGGGGAACACUUUACUCCCCCCCCUGCCCCCUUGAAAAAAAGGAAAGAAAAAUAAGUGAAGUCAAGUUCAAUUUUACUUACAGGCCUUCCUGAUCUGGAGAAAGUUAUUGUGAUGCCUUUUGUUGGAAAAGCAGAUGAAAUUGACCUUUCCAACAUUCCCAACAGGUAUUUGCCUUCCCUUAUGCGAUCUCAUUAAUUAGAGUCAGAUUCGAACAAUUCAGAAAGGAUGAUCACUUGAAAGCGUAUAUACAAUAAAUACUAUCUUAUUACUGAGAAUUCUUUAAAACAAUGCCAAAUUUCACAGAAAAAGGGAAGGCCGCAGCCCCCUCAGCCCACCCUUAAAUCUGCCCAUGUCAAUGGCAUCUUUUUCUGGGAACCCCGUAUGGGGCUUUGUAGUUUAAUGUAUCAAUCUGUGGCACCAGCUUGUCAUUACUAAGAAACCAGUGUUAUGACUAUUGUUUUUCAAUAUUCCUGUUAAAUGUACUGUUACAUUAAAUGGAUAAAUGGAAAAUAGCCCUAAUAGGCUACUUCCGAGUUUCAAAAAUCCUCACUUUCGAAAUUAGGCUAAGUGCACAACCUUUCUUAUCAAAAUGAGUUUUAUUUGUAUCUAGAAUGAAAAAUCAUUUCCAUGUCAAAGCUAGGCUGAGCACUUAACCUCGUUUUGAUACAGAGGACCGAGGGAACUCGGAAAUUGCCUAUUAACUCUUGUUUAAUCUAUAUUCUCCUUGUGAGUUACCGGUAACUUAGUUUCUUAUGAAACAAAAUGGGAAUAUAAGAGAUUAAUAUUUAAUGAUAAAGCCUCAUUUCAUGCACCUCUUUGAUUAUGACCCUCUAUGAGUAAAGCAAGUGAUUCACUUCCCAAGUGACAACAACAACAACAAUUUAUUAGUGUUCCCAUAUGGUACAUUUUGCCAUUAAAGCAUUGCAAUUCAAUUAAAUACAGUCGACUCCCGGUAACUCGAACCCUCUCUAACUCGAACCUCCCGCUAACUCGAAGCAAUUUUCAUUUCCCUUCGGAUCGUUUUCUAUAUAAUUUUACCCACGAUAACUGGAACUCCCGAUAACUCGAACUGUUUUUUGUUUCCCUUGAAGGUUCGAAUUAUCGGGAGUCGACUGUAAUAAUAAAAACAAAACUAAUGUAGUAAUCAAGAUUAAUUAAUAAACUAAGUUGAUUAAUAAUCAGUAGUCUGAUUAAUAACUUAAUUUCACGUGUACUCACUUUGAUAUAGAUCAACUCCUUCUUGCACUUAGAUUUGGGGCUAUUUCGUUCUAAAAAAUUGGACACUCACUAAAAAACAUUAAUAAUUUUAUUUCUCUUUUUCCCCCUUUAUGAAUUAUUAAUGAGUUUUUGAAGCUUUGUUUUAAUGUAAUGGGUGUUUCUACAGUGAAAUGAUUCAUCAACUUAAUAACCAAGUUUUUUAUUCAUAAAUUUCGUUUUUUUUCUCAGUAUUUUGCUUUCUGAGUUUUCCAAGUUUGCGGAUGAAAGGCCAGUUCUUGAAUUUGCCCAGGUUCCUUUUAAUCACCCACUGUUCAUCAUGUACUCAUCAGGAACAACAGGUCCUCCAAAGUGUAUGGUACAUUCUGUUGGGGUGAGUAGAAAACUAGGUCACAGGGUUACUAACGUUACUAAGGUUCAGGGAGGGGGUGGGGACAUGGGAAGAGGGGUGGUUUGGGGCUAGUAAGGUGGGAGGAUUACAUGACUUGUACUGUAUGGUGCAUUCUGUUGGGGUGAGUAGAAAACCAGAUCAGAGGGUUAGUAACGGUAAGGUUAAGGGGUCAGGGACAUGGGAGGAGGGGCGGUCUGGGGCCAGUCAGAUGGGAGGACAUAUAUGUAACAUGUAUGGUGCAUUCUGUUGGGGUUAGAAGAAACAAGAUCACAGAGGUACUAAUAGUAAGGUUAAGGGAGUGGGUGGGGACAUGGUAGGAUGGGUGGUCUGGAGCCAGUCAGAUGGGAGGACACAUGUAACCUAUGAUGCAUUCUGUUGGGGUUAGAAGAAAUCCUGGUCACAGGGGUACAAACAGUAAUGUUAAGGGAGCCGGAACAUGGGAAGAGGGGUGGGGAAUAGGGGGAGAUUAGGUACCAAAAACAACCUGGCCACCUAAGUGUAUUAACUCAUCAAAGAUCAAUGCAGUACUAUGAAACUUAAAAAGCAGUUGCAAAAAGAAAGCCUGUAAAAGGAAAAGUCAGGCUUAAACAGGAUUCAAACCCAUGACGUCUGCAAUACUGGUGCAAUGUUCUUAACCCUGAGCUAUCAAGCCAACUAGCUUCCCAUUCCAAAUAAGAGAGAAGGGAACAGAUUUUCCAGAAACAUUCUAAACUUGGCAUUAUUAUCAGUGCCCAUUCUUAAAGGUUGUAUGACCUGCUGGUUUAUUGUUUAUUUUGUAGUUACAAAUUUCAUCACAUAUUUUCUUAACUAGGAAAACUCUUUUUCGUUUUUUUUUUAACCAAAGUUCAAUAGGCCAAUGUCAAUGUAUUAAAAUUUGCACUUGGCUGAGAGGCUGGAGGUAUAAAACAAAAGAAAAUGCAUUGAGAUUCAGUGAUUAUAAUUCAGAUUUUUAUUAUUUAAUAUUAUUUCUCCAAGCCUCUGAGCCAAGAGUGAAGUUUAAUAUUUUGGAACUAGCCUGUUGAACCUUGGUAAAAAAAAGUCUUCCUGGUUAAAAAUAUGUAAAAUGCAUUUUUUAAAUAUCACUAUGUUGUUUUUGUUGUUGUUAUUAUUAUUAUUACUAUUUCUCCUCUCCAUCCCUUUUUGUUUAUGACCCACUCAUUUCUAACACAUCCAUUCUCAGAUUUUAUACACCUUGCUACUACAAAUGCAUGAGAAAGAAUGAUUUGUUAUUUACUUACCAAGGUUUGAACUCACAAGCUUCUGUUUUCCGGUCUGUCUUGAUAUCCACUAGGCCACCCAAGAUGAGUUACAAAUUGAAUGAUUUUUAUUGAAAUUAUGCUUUCAAGUCAGUCCCAGACUCACUCUUACCCUAAUAUGUGGUUCAAAAUCUGCUUUCAGUAUUACCUAGUUAAAAAGAUUUUAUUGAGUUAAAAAUUAAGAUUUAGCUGGAGAAAAAAUUAACUGUUUCCUUAUUGGUACUUAUUUUCGCGAUUUUGGCGAGAGAGUAUUUUACGGGGUUUUAUUUUCGCGAUUUCAACACGCAAAUGUGAAAAUAGGGCUGGAAAAGCUUCACAAUUUUACAUUAUUUCACUCACUGAAGAUACAAAACGGAGCUCACGAGUAAAACCAGUUAUUAAGUUAUAUUGCUGGUACAUAUCCUGUACAUGUUGUUGCUAUUACAAGUUCAUAUAAAUAAUUUUUUCUGUGAUUUGAAUUUUCUAUACGAGUAUUUAAUUUCGCAUGCUUGAAUUUCGCGAGGAUUUAUUUUUUGCAAGUCGUUAUUUUCUCGAUUCGUUUGCAAUAGCGAAAAGCGCGAAACUAAAGACUCGCGAAAUUAAGUAUCCACCCAACCUCGUUCCCAGCUCUCUCUCUCCUACUUGUCCCUAUGAAGCAAGCUGAGAGAGAGAGAACCUAAGAGACAAGGUUGAUAUCCACCCUUAUUAUUGCAACCACAUACGAUCGUCCCCAAAGCAAAAUCACUUAAUUAUUUUAAUGUGAAAACCUAUUUGAUAGAUGUUUAUGGCCCUUCGGGAAGUUGCCCUUAAAUUCAAAUCUGAUGAAUUUUAUGCUGUAUAAGAAUUUAGAAAUUCUAGCCGAUGUUGAAAUUUUUGACGUUUAUUUACAGGGAACUUUGAUCCAGCAUCUUAAAGAACAUUUACUUCAUGGCAACAUGAACAGACAAGAUGUCAUACUUUAUUACUCUACGGUAAUUAUUUAUAUUUAAAAAAAUUACGUCGAAACUAAACGUAUUUGCCGGAAUUUCCGCGCAAGAUAGUUUACAGUGCUUUGUUUGCACACUUUCGAUUCUAAACGAUUGAGACAUGCGAUUUGCCACGUAACAAGAUGGACUCUUUUACACGAACGUUUCAGUCACGCGAUUUGUCACGCGAUGAGAGGGACGCUUUUAGGACCACCAGCCUGCAAACUGCAAUUGCAUAGAAGCAAGAAGAGAAAGUGAAAUUUCUGAGCAACAUUUUUAACAGUUAGCGUACGCAGUUUACCCAACAACAAAUAUGACGGUGGUUGAUAGACUACCAGUAGUUCCUCAUUUUCUCUCAGGGAUAGUAGAGCGAGCGAAACGCGAGCGCGCAUGAAAUCACCCCUCGCGAGAAAGGCGUCAAGCGCGCUCGCGGUUCGCAUGCUCUACUAUCCCCAAGGGAAAAUGAGGGUCUACUCGUAGUCUAGUGCUUCAUUUCUAUUUUAAAAAUCGCCGCGAAGUUGCGAUACAUUUCCAUCAUAAUCACAUUUUCGUACUAUUUAUUGCGGCCACUGGGCUAUGGUAACUCGCACUCAGAAUCACAGACUGUUUACUGAGACGUGCAAUUUGGAUUUGUAACCAGAUCGCGAUCUAGUCGCGAACGAAUCACGCGGUAAAAUUACCCGUGUAUACAGUCCUUAACCCCUUGGUUAUAAAUCUACAGACAGGGUGGAUGAUGUGGAACUGGUUGGUGUCUGCGCUUGCUGUAGGAGCCGCUGUAGUGUUAUAUGAUGGCUCACCAUUUAUACCCACGCCACAUGUCUUGUGGGAUUUGGUAGAUCAAAUAGGGUAAGAUUGUUUUAUGUCCCUGUGUCCAGUAUUGUUGCCAUAUCUUAAUUGUAGCCUUAAGGUAGUCCUAUAUUUCUCUAAGAGAUUGAAUGGCGCCUGAUAAACACGAGCAAGCAAACUCUCCAACUGGGGCAGGAGGUGGGGAUAUCGCGAGAAGUCACGCCCGGCUGGUGUGAUAGCCAUUCGAAAUGAAGAUCUUGCUCGCAGGCUACACGCGAGCGCGCUGAUGUAUUGUAUCUAACUGAACUGCAUCCGUUUCUUAAAUUUAUUUUGAGGGUAAAUGCUCCGGGCAUUUAUCUCCAAGAGCUAAAACGUUUUCUUCUUUUCUCUCCCUGUCUGCCAAACAAAAUGAAAGGAAAGUCAUGAUUAUCAAAAAUGAAAGGAAAAAAAACCUUUGUGAUGUUUCUAUUCGGUCUCCCACCCGUCAAGUACAUGAAAGUUGAAAAUUUAAGCCCCGCGACUGACGCUAAUUCUAGUAAAAAAUUGGCCCUAUACUGAACGCUACUAAUUCUGUUGGAAUUCACAACGCCAUCUUUCAUCUUGUCGUCACAGGAUAACCGUCCUUGGAACUGGAGCUAAGUGGCUGUCAGCUCUAGAAGAUAGGAAAGUACAUCCCAGUAAGUGGAAAGCCAGCAGUACAUUGUAGUUUGUCUACAGUGAAACCUGUAUUAAGCAGACACCUUCGGGACCUUCCCAAGUGUCCUCUUAAUGAAGGGUGUCCGCUUAAUAGAGUUUUGUAAAAGUUGCGCAAUGUUUGUUAACGAUUAAGUUUCAACGGUUACUCUUUACUGUGAUAAAGUUCCAUGUUGUUAAGGAUGCUAAGGAAGCUGUGCUGUACAUUGUGCAAGACUUUUGGGUUAAUCUACAGUUAUUGAGAGCUGAAUGUAUUAAUUGACUACAGUACUAUAUAUUUCGAGGACGUAAUGCAAUACCACUAUUGUCAACUCAGACUGGUGUCCGCUUAAUAGAGGUUUUUAACAAUAGAAAUAAGCCAAUUACAAUAUAUUUUAGUGUCCGCUUAAUAGAGGUGUCCGCUGAAUAGGGGUUCGUUAUAAAGGGAAAUAUAAGAAUUUCGGGACCCAGCUUAGUGUCCGCAUAAUUGGAGGUCAGCUUAAAAGAGGUUUUACUGUAAUAGGAAAUACAAAAGUGGACGCCUCACGCGUAAAGGAGUUGAAUUCUUUUUUGCGGAAACACAAAUAUAGAAUUAUUUUUGACAUUAAAAAGGAAAAAUCACACUUUUAUCAAAACUAGCCUGUCAGCAGGCUUUAUAAGAUGGUGAGCAGGAGCGUGUGACGAUAAGCCACCGGAGGUUUGCUAGCCUGCGUAACUGGAGGUUUCUUGGUGUGCUUUUCGAGAGAAACGCGCGCGCGAGGUCACCUUCUGCCCUCACCCCCUUCCCCAUCGUUUUCUUUUCCGUCCUCGGUUCAGCUUUCAAGCGGCUUUAUCUCUUAUUUUAAGAACUGCUUUAAUACUAACCCUGUAUGAACCACAAAUGAAAAACGCAUCAAAAACCCCCCAGCUACUCAGGCUAGAGUUUUGCGCGAGCAGUUUAGCCGCGGGAUCCCCCUCUCGAUCCGCGUGGUAACUCCUCGCAGAAAACCAAAUGGGAUUAUGCUGCACGAAACUGCGACACAAGAGCCUGCUAGGUCAAAAUAAUGACUAGUUUCAUGAAAUAGAACAACACACAAAAAGUAAUACUGAACCACAGCGCAUUAAAAAUGGAUUACCGUCAAACGGCAAACUCAAAAACUUUAGACAUAUUUCUCUUAUUUUUCGCGGCAUGUCUCCUUUAACUGGGCGUAAGUCACACGUUUAAUCUAGUCGCCCUAACGAUAGCGUGUAUUCCCGUUUCAGUUAAGACACACAACCUGUCAUCCCUUCACACGAUUCUAUCAACGGGGUCCCCGCUAAAACCAGCCAGCUUUGACUACGUUUACAGCAGUAUAAAGAAGGAUGUUCUUCUCGGGUCCAUCUCUGGUAACGUUCGUUAAUUUUUUGUGUUAUCGCACUAUCUUUUUCCUCGCGAAGCGAGGAAGAAGGCCCUCGCAUUUGCGAGGUUUAUAAUUUUCUAGGAAUUCGCAUCGCGUGAAGAUUUGCGAUACAUGUAUUUCUAGUUUAUCUGUAAUAUUGAAUUUUCAGUGUUAUUUGCCAUAUUAGAGUUUGCGCAUCCUUGAGUUAUCUUAAUCGCGGUAGACAACGAGAAGUCCUUAUUUUCUCAGGGGUAGUUCCUCAGGGAGCGCGCUAUCGCACGUCGCUUUUUUUCACAAUCCACGAGGUAAGGCGACACCUAAACUUAGGCUAAUCGUCCAGCCUUGAUAAUGAAAGGUUUGGAUGUAUGGUGCAAUGAUACGCACCGUAACUAAAUUACAUCGUAUGUCCACACUCGAAAUUGAUGCGCACAAAUUGUGGCGUUAAAUCUCCUGCUUUUGCGACGUUGUGCGCAGAAAAUUUCAUCCUGUGUCCUGUUGCACCACCUUUUGCAGCGUAUAGGAACGCCAUAGCGAACUGUUUUAGUGUCUAACAAUUUCAUAGACAUAGCUGUAGAUAUGAUAUAGACAAAGAAUUAUAAUGUUGUGCACAGUUUUUGGCAAUGUUUUAUCGUGUGUACGACACUUUGUGCUUGUUCACUAGAAACGUCGAAGUCAUUCGAUCUUUCGAAAAGGGAAUAGGAUUUACAAAUAUUACGAUUUUCUUUACCUCAGGUGGGACAGACAUUAUAUCUUGUUUUGUCGGUCAAAACCCGACAGUCCCAGUUUAUCGCGGGGAAAUUCAGACACGAAAUCUUGGAAUGGCUGUGGAAAGCUGGAAUGAUGAAGGUGUGUGGGGUAAUCCUUUCAUUUUUUUUUUUUUUUCAUUCUUAUACAAGGAAACGUAAACCCCUUGAUGGCAGAUAGGGGACUUGGCUCCGCCCAAAAGGGGUACCUUUUUCAAGCUUUUGUUAUAUGAUAGGAUAGAGAUUUCACUAGCUGACAUGUUUUGAAAGGGUUGGGAAAUCUGUCAUUUCGAUCAGUAAAAGGCCCUAAAAGGGUUAACAGAUGCAUUCUAUGGUUGUGAAAAGGACACAAAAACUUGCUGGUGUAGUGAUUUAUUCGUAUUAAAAUAGACGGUGCGGCAAUUGCAGCAGUUAAAAGGGAUGCAAUGUUCUAAACUAGGUACUUGAAAGAGGUACCAGUGGCCAAUAGAAGGUAUAAGAAAGGGGCACCCAUUUUGACAUAAAUGGUAUAUAAAAAGACAAGGGGUUGGACCUCGGGGGCGGAACCUUCCCUUAUAAAACUUUGUUGAGUACCCCCGGGGGUCUAUUUGCUCAUUAUUGUGAUUCUCAGACUAUAUAUCCAGGACGAUCGAGACUACUCGUUGGGGGAAGGGGUGUGUUGCUUCAAGGGACCUGGACCGUCUGAGGCUACUCGCUCAUUUUCUUGAUGUAUCUUAGGUCAAGCGGUGUACGAUCAGAGCGGUGAGCUAGUGUGCACUAAACCGUUUCCUUGUAUGCCAGUCUACUUCUGGAAUGAUCCACAGGGACUAAAAUACAAGAAAGCAUAUUUCAACAAGUUUGCAGGUGAGCUGCUUAGUUAAUCUCAUCGUCACCCUCCUCAAUACUACUUCACGGGAUAAAGAGAGCACUGAGUUGCGUUUGUGUUUUGGGUCAAGGUUUGGCUUUUUUUCAUUACAAAGUUCGAUUUUGUUUGUUAAAUGGUCGACUCUUUUGAGGUUCAAAUCGCCCGCAACGGAGGUCAAAAGUGUUAACACUUGGACACUUAACGUGGCAAUAGUAAAACUGGCUACCGCCCCCUUCCCACACAAAGCAAUGUUGAACAACGUUAUUUGGAGAAGUGAGGGAUAUAAAGGAUAUUACACGGUGGCGCGAAGAUAUGAAUUUUAUUCUCGAGUGGCAAAACGAUAUUUCACGAACGAGCGCAGCGAGUGAGUAAAAUAAUGUUUUUGCCACGAGAAAAUAAAAUUCAUAUCUUCAAGCCGCCGUGCAAUGUUCUUUUUAUUAUAUAGACAAAAAGACAUCGAUCAAAUAAUAGAGGGAAAUGACCGAAAUUACGUCAUCGUUAAAUUCACUUGUGAGAUUAUGGAAAAUAAACCACUCGGGUCCCGGAUGUUGUUUCUAUGAAUUUUACGAGUGGUAUAUUUUCCAGUAAAACACUCGUGUCUAUAUGAUAAAAAGGAAUAAACCCGAAGCCGAUCAAACAGUUUGUUCUAAGGUGUAGAGUCCUAUGUAACAAUUACACGGGUUUUUCUUCCCUUUUGACCUCCACUGUAGAUCACAUGCAAUUGGCUCACAGCUGCAAGGACUUCGAGUCAAGUAUUUGUUAUGGACUUAAUAACUUUUAAAAUUCUUCUUUUCAUUUUGUUCUUUUUAGGUGUUUGGACGCACGGUGAUUUCUGCUCAAUUAACUCAUGUACAGGAGGGAUUGUCAUGCUGGGAAGAAGGUAUUGCAGGGGGUGGGGGAGCUGAUAACCCCACCGAUUUGUCUUUUAUUUUUUGCACCGUUUCCACCCAGGGGUACGGGUAAAAAGAGGGCGACAGGUUUGCUAUGUGUUCGUUCUAAAGAAAACUUAACUCGCUAAGCUAUCAUGCCAACUGGGCUCUCAUUCCAGAUAAGGAAGGAGUGAACCGAUUUGCUGGGAACCGUCUAAACUUGGAAUAGCAGAACCCUUCCUGAAAGGUUGUUUGACCCCCUUGUUUAGUGUAUACCGUAAAAUUCCGAAAAUAAGCCCCCGGGCUUAUAUUUUUGAAAGGCCCUUUUUGAGGCGCUUAUUUUUGGAGGGGCUUAUAUUCGGAGGGGCUUAUCUACGGAGGGAAAUUUGCGUUUCAAAAUUGGUUGGGCUAGCCUUAUAGUUGGAAGUAAAUUUACCCUUUGGGCUUUGUUUUACUUUGUAUUUGAGGGCAACUUUCCAAGUACAAGUCACUGGGGGGCUUAUAUUUGGAGGGGUGAUUUAACGGAGGGUUUUUUGCGUUACUGGUUUGAGGGGCUUAUAUUUGGAGGGGCUUAUACAUGGAGGGGCUUAUUUUCGGAAUUUUACGGUAUGUUAUAGUUACAAAUUUCAUUGGGGUAUUUUCUUAACAGGAAACCUAUUUUCUUGUCUUUUUUUAACCAAAGUUGAAUAAGCUAGUGUCAAAUUAUUCGAAUUCAUUUUUGAACUCGCAAGCUUCUGUUUUCUGCUCUGUCUUGAUAUCCACUGGGCCACCCAAGAUGAGUUACAAAUUAACUGAUUUUUCCUUAAAUUAUGCUUUCAAGUCAGUCCCAGACUACCCCUUACCCUAAUAUUUUCUUCCUAGAUUGUCAUGCUGGGAAGCUGGUAUUGCAGGGAAUGGGGGGUGGGGGAGCUGCUAACCUCACCGAUUCAGUGUCUUUUAUUUUUUGCACCGCUUCCACCUAGGGGUACGUGUAAGAAGAGCGGGACAGGUUUUCUAUGUGUUCUUUCUGAAGAAAACUUUAGUAUUCCAAAUGUAGUAACCGUACACUUUCAUCGUUCAACCCGCAAGUCUAGUUAUUUCUUCGGGGUAAGAGGGGGCCUUCCCGUUGGACUUUAAAGAUACGGAUACGGGUAGUUUUUGCCCGUCCAACUUACGUUUCCUUGUACAGUUACGAGGUGAACAUCAAUUGGAGACUGACGUUUCUUUUGCUUCUUUUUCUCCUUAGCGAUGGAACACUGAACCCAGCUGGUGUCAGGUUUGGCAGCGCGGAAAUUUACAGUAUAGGUGAUGAACAUUAGUUGGUAAUGGGGGAGAGGGGAGGGUACCAAAUCAGCAGAGGUAGAAAAUGCUACUAGGGUGCGUUUGAUUUGGAAAUUUAGUUUUACAUUUCAAAAUCAGGAUUUCUGAUUUGCAAUCGAACGCGAAAUCUGAAAACGGAUUUCAACGUUGAGAUAUCUGUUCUUUCAUUCCCUUUCUUUUCUUUUCUUUUUUUUUGGGGGGGGGGGGGGGGAGGGGAAUCCGAACUGAUAAAGGAUUUGAAAAACAGCGGUCUUGCACGCGCACGCUUAAUUAGCAAAAAGAAGACCACUGUUCACGAGAAUACUUUUGCAAAUCCUUUUUCGGAUUUCCCAAUCGAACUGUAAAAAGGAAAUCCAUAAAAUCCAGAUUUGGAUUUCGUAAUCGAAAUCCAACAUGAGGACAGAUUUGUUGGAGGUGAAAUCCGUUUUCGAAUUUCGCUUUCGAUUGCAAAAUCUGAAAUCCUUGUUACCUGUGCUGCAGUCGGAUACUUCGUUGGGAGCCUGUUCCUCUUACUUUUUCAUGUGCUAGUUUCAGGACACAAUUGGUUAUAUUCGAUACACAUGUUUAGACCGAAUCAGCGCAAUUAUUGAGACUUGACCAGUAAAUCCGUAUCGUUCAUCUGCUCUCGUGAUUUCAAAAAGUUAUGUGCAGUGUAUAAAUUUUUGUUCUGACUUAGUUGUUACGCGUUGAUUUCAUAGUGGAGAGGUUCGAUGAUGUUGAAGAUAGCUUGUGCGUUGGACAGCCAACCCACGAAGGAGAGCGAGUCGUAUUGUUCCUAAAAAUGGCUAACGGAUAUAGGUACGUAAAUAACUUGCAAAUUACCUGCAAAUUGAGUGAAAAUAAGGUAUGAGUACGGUGUUUCGAAGUUUGUGAACGCACUUUUCAGGAGCGUAGCGUAAGAUUUGGAAGAUAUGCGCACGGGACAAUUGACGCUCUAACAUUCUUAUCUAUUCAUCCUAAGAUUCCCGAAGUGAUUCUUACUAAAUUCUUACCUAUUCGUACUAAGAUUCCGGUGUAGCAAUUCUUACUUUCUUACUAAGAUGCGUGUAGUGAUUCUUACUAAGAUUCUUACCUAUUCUUACUAAGAUUCCCGUAGCGAUUUCUACUAUGAUUGUUAGCUAUUCAUCCUAAGAUUCCUGUAGCGUUUCUUACUAAAAUUGUCUCCUAUUCUUACUAGGAUUCCCGUUGUGAUUGUUACUAAGAUUCUUAUCUAUUCGUACUAAGAUUCCGGUAGUGAUUCUUACUAAUGCUUCAUUUACAACAAAGCUUAAACAUGUUUAAUUGCUUACGCGACAAUUUGUGAUGCUGCGCCGAAAGUACUUUCAAGAGUAGUUUCGCGGAAGUUGAUCCUGGAUUUUUGGUCCAAACUAGGCUCAAGCACUAGACAACUGCUGAGGCGUGUAGUGUACAGCAUUCCUUCAACAAUCACGAGUAAAUAGCUAACUCGUCUAUUUAUUUUUAAUUUUAAGAUUUAGCGAUGAGCUCGUCUCGCGUGUAAAGAGCACCAUUCGACAGCUGUUAUCAGCAAGGCACGUACCAGAGAUCUUACUAGAAACAAAAGAGAUUCCGUACACAGCAAGUGGCAAAAAAGUGGAGGUCGCCGUCAAAAGGAUUCUGAAAGGAGAACACAUCAAAAACAGGGGCGCUCUGGCCAACCCCAACUCACUAGACCUUUAUUAUGAUAUACCAGAACUGAAACAAGGAUAAACGGCAGGAUAACAGUGUUUGUGGGGACGCGCGAACACCUCAACCCAGGUUGUGCGGCGGUUAUUUUCUCGUGUUGGGAUUCGGUCAACGCGCCAAGUGGACGCGUUUGUAAAUGCUGAGCGCGAGCGGAGACUAAACAUUCUACAUCUUUCCAAAGAUGGUGACCUUUUUUAUUUUCUCACUCACUCACUCACCUCCCACCCCUUAUACGUUACCUUCUCGUGCCCUUUUCGGGGGGAGGGGAGGGGAGGGGAGGGGAGGGAGACAACCUAGGGAACUUUCCCCCACCCCCUUCCCCACUUUCUUCAUUCACCCUUAUGUCUCACCAAUUGAUCGCUUUUUUACGCAUCCAACUCCGCUUUCACCGCUUUCAAACUCAAAGUUGGCGACUACGUACAUGGGAUAUGCUGAUAGAGCGCUCGCUCAUUCAAAUAUACGCCCUUCGGGAAGUUCUCUGCAGCGUUUCAACAGGGUAUCGAAACCUUUCGUUCGAAUUGUCUUUACGUUUUAAAACUGUUUCAACGAGUGUCAUGGUGCAAAUUAUAUUUUUCUAUAAACAGAGACCUGUUCGGUACCCGUUUGUUACAUUGACGCUCACUACAUAUACAAAGAUGAUUCUUUUCCGGGAAAAUGUUUAUGAUAAUGUUCAGCAGGACAGUCAGUCAAAUGUGUCUCUAGAGAAUGUUUCAGGUAGUAAUGUUUCGGGCUUAGGAGUUAGAAAAUGUACGUUUUUAUAUGAUGGUUUUCAAGGAUGUCAAGUAUUACUCUUGUAGGUAUCUUUUGGUAUCUUUUUAAUCUGUUCAAAGAAAGGGAUGUAUAAAGGUUACGUUUUAGUAGAAAGGCCUACAAAUAGCCACCUUAAUCUGGGUGUGGCUGUUGAGUGGUAUUUUAAGGUUUCUUAUAGGUCAAUAAAACACUGCUGGUGGU